AGUCUCUUCUCAGUUGUGUCCUCACCAUUGCUCUGCAACUCAGGACAGCAACUUCAGAAACUGCACUGAGAAGAGAAUGACCCUAAACAGAGUUCUGAUUCUGGGGACUCUUACCCUGACCACCGUGAUGAGCCCCUCUGGUGGUGAAGACAUUGUGGCUGACCACUUUGCUUCCUAUGGCGUAAAUGUCUACCAGUCUUAUGGUCCCUCUGGCCAGUACACCCAUGAAUUUGAUGGAGAUGAGGAGUUCUACGUGGACCUGGAGAAGAAGGAAACUGUCUGGCAGCUGCCUGUGUUUCAAACAUUUACCAGUUUUGACCCACAGGGCGCACUGAGAAACUUGGCUGUAGGAAAACUCACCUUGAACGUCCUGACUAAACGGUCCAACUCCACCGCUGCUACCAAUGAGGUUCCUGAGGUGACUGUGUUUCUGAAGUCUCCUGCGAUGCUGGGUCAGCCCAACACCCUCAUCUGUUUUGUCGACAACAUCUUUCCUCCUGUGAUCAAUGUCACAUGGUUGAAGAAUAAGCACUCAGUCACAGAAGGUGUUUCUGAAACCCGCUUUCUCGCCAAGAGGGAUCAUUCCUUCUUAAAGUUCAGUUACCUCACCUUCCUCCCCUCUGCUGAUGAUAUUUAUGACUGCAAGGUGGAGCACUGGGGCCUGGAUGAGCCACUUCUGAAACACUGGGAACCUGAGAUUCCAACCCCUAUGUCAGAGCUGACAGAGACUGUGGUCUGUGCCCUGGGGUUGACUGUGGGCCUUGUGGGCAUCGUGGUGGGCACUGUCUUCAUUAUCCAAGGCCUGCACUCAGGUGGUGCUUCCAGACAUCAAGGGCCUUUGUGAGCCACACCCUAGAAAAGGAGGUGCACCGCAUGCCCACCGACCAGAGCAGAAGAGUGGACUUGAUAGGUGACCUAGCACUGUUUCCUGGCCGAGUUUAUCAUAUUCCUUCUCUCUUCCAACGCUCCUCCUCUCUUCUCUUUUCUGGAACUUAAGGUCCCCCUAUAUCCUUUGAGAGCUCACAUAUCCUUUGAAAUUCUCCCCCCCUUGACUGCCUGAUUUUUUUUUUCUUUUCUCAAUUGUUACCUACAGUGACAUCUCUGGGAUAUUCUACCUAGUUACCCAAUUCUUUGUAACCCUGAUCCAGUAUUCCCAUGGAAACAAUAAAUUUCCCUUUAUGAGAUCUCUUA
This is a messenger RNA of Zalophus californianus (California sea lion), 1191 nucleotides long. RefSeq names its product HLA class II histocompatibility antigen, DQ alpha 2 chain. The coding region runs from base 77 to 844 and encodes 255 amino acids. Gene Ontology annotation, molecular function: MHC class II protein complex binding. The transcript has 5 exons. Gene Ontology annotation, biological process: positive regulation of T cell activation; peptide antigen assembly with MHC class II protein complex; immunoglobulin production involved in immunoglobulin-mediated immune response. Gene Ontology annotation, cellular component: MHC class II protein complex; membrane. Lineage: Eukaryota; Metazoa; Chordata; Mammalia; Carnivora; Otariidae. The record is from RefSeq and is a predicted model, not a curated record.